CCCCUAGCCUGGGAACCUCCAUAUGCUGCGAGAGCGGCCCAAGAAAAUGGCAAAAAGACACACACACAAAAAAAUUAAAUCUCUUGAGGGCACUUUUUGCACACUGUGUUUCCAUUUUAAUGACCAUGUGUAUUCUCAGCUUAUUAGAAGUUGGAUUUCAUUUUUUCACCUUCAUAGUCAUGAGAAGAAAAUAAAAGCAGCCACUGAGGUUACUUCUAAGACUUUGCUUAAUAUACUUGUAGAAGAGAUGUUAGAAUUACUAACAUGAUUUUGUUGGUUUCUCUUUUGCAAAUAGGCAAUGAUGAGCUGGUUCAGGGUUCACCCCUGUCUAUUCCUUUCUUCAUCUAUUCUCAUUCAUUUUUUUUUUUUUUUUCUUUUUUGUUUGCUUUUUAGGGCUGCACCCUCAGCAGACAGGCUAGGGGUCGAAUCCGAGCUAUAGUUGCUGGCCCACACCACAGCCAGAGCAACAGGGAUCCAAGCCGAGUCUGCGACCUACACCACAGUUCCUGGCAACACUGGAUCCCCACCCGCUGAGCCAGGCCUGGGAGCCAACCCACAUCCUCAAGGAUACUAGUCUGAUGCCUUUGCGCUGCACCACAACAGGAACUCCUAUUCUCAUUCUUUUGUUAGUCUCGUCCAGCAUUAUGACUUGAAAUAACAGGGCACGCUAUCAACUCCCUAGUUUUCAAAACCAGGCAGGAACUCUCUGUCAAAGGUCAGACAUGAGUUGAGUAAAUAUGGGAAACAAACACUUAGCGGUUCCUACAGACAUCGCAAACUGCACUGCUUGACACUGGAGUCCUGAGCGUCCUCUAAGUCACCCCUUAUUUGCAGCCCUCGCACCUUAGGGGAGGGCAAAUCCACUCUUGGGUGCUCCACGCCAACUCCAUUACUCAGUGCAUCAUGUGGAGGCGGCGCUGGGCCAAAAAAAUGCCCAAGAGCGCCGGCUCGCUUUGCCUGCGUUGCGUGGGAAGAAGACUUCCGGCGUCCUCCUUUCCGCGGUUAUUUUGACUGCUCAUUUAUCCGCAUCCUCCAAGGGAGUCUCCACAGAGGAGAGAAGGGGCACAACAAGGACGUCCCCAGGCGAGCCAGGGGCGAGGUUUCGCGCCUUUACACCUGGCCUGACCCGACCCGGGACAAGCGGCUCCGCCUCCAGAGCCUCAGUGUCCGCAGGGGUAGAAUGCACAGUCUCGGUCCUUCCCCUCGGUGCCCCGCAGCUGCGCCCCCUGUGAAGCGGCGGAUCUGAUUCGUGUUCUGGCUGAGUCUCCUACACCUGGGAAGAGCUCCUCCAGACCGGACGCCGCCGCUCAUGGCUGGCAGAGAAAAAACCUACAUUGCCCAGAAGGCUGGGCCCCGCGCCUUAGAGGCCGGCUCUGGGCCAAUGACGGCCCCCGGCGGGGACAUUUUUCCGCGGAGGGCGGGACUUCCGGCUUCCUUGCUGGCGGACGUCACUUGCGUGCGACGGUUCCGUCCACGCCAGCUGUGGGGUGGGCAUUGGCGGUCUGUGGCCGCUUCGAGUGCGCCCCUUCGCGAAUGACCGGAAGGGAGGCUAGGACUCACCUCCGCUCCUUUGCGCGAGUCGGGAGCCUCCUUGUGAUCGAUCCCUUUUCCCGGGCAGAGAAGACGUGUCGGUCGGCCGAGCCCGCGGGACCCGUCUCAGGGGCCGCCUGUCCCGGCGCCGCUGUCUCCUCGGGGGCCCAUGAUGGCGGCAGCGUGGAUGGAGGCGGCGCGGGUGAGUGGACGAUGUUGGUGGCACUGCUGCUUCUCUGCUGGUUCAGAAAGGUUCCUGCGCAGGCUGUGGGUGAAGAAAGGCACUAGGUGUCUGUGACCUUUGAUGAUGUGGCUGUGACGUUUACCCAGGAGGAGUGGGGACAGCUGGACCCAGCUCAGCGGACCCUGUACCAGGAGGUGAUGCUGGAAAACCGAGGGCUGCUGGUGUCUCUGGGGUGUCCAGUUCCCAGACCUGAGCUGAUCUGCCAGCUGGAGCACGGGCGGGAGCUGUGGAUGGUGCAGAAAGACCUCUCCCAAAGCACCUGUCCAGGUGAGCAGGGAAAGCCCACGACCACAAAACCUACCACUUGUGAGCGAGCCCUGUCUGGUGGAGCCUCAUUCCAGGAACACCUAGCACAAGGAGCUUCAGAGGACUCUCGAUUAGGUCAAACCAAAAAUCAGGAAGGGUCAUUGGAAAUUCAGGAAGGACACUUGAGACCAGAGAUAGAACCCCAAAAGGAGAAGCUCCCGGGGAAUCCAGGCUCUGAUCACAGCAGCUUAGGAACAGCUGUUAGUGUGUGUUCACGGGGUGUGCAGGAGGCCUCUGCAGGAGGAGCUGUCCGUGACCAUGACUCAGGCGGAUCAGGUAAAGAUCCCGUGAUCCAGGAAGAGGAAAAUAUCUUUAAGUGCAACGAUUGCGGGAAAGUGUUUAACAAGAAACGUCUCCUUGCUCGACAUGAGAGGAUUCACUCUGGAGUGAAGCCCUACGAAUGCACAGAGUGUGGGAAGACAUUUAGCAAGAGCACUUAUCUCCUUCAACACCACAUGGUGCACACUGGGGAGAAGCCCUAUAAGUGCAUGGAGUGCGGCAAGGCCUUCAACCGCAAGUCACACCUUACACAGCACCAGCGGAUUCAUAGUGGAGAGAAACCUUAUAAAUGCAAUGAAUGCGGAAAGGCCUUCACCCAUCGCUCUACUUUUGUUUUGCAUAACAGGAGCCACACUGGAGAAAAACCCUUUGUGUGCAAGGAAUGUGGAAAAGCCUUCCGAGACAGGCCAGGAUUCAUUCGACACUACAUCAUCCACAGCGGCGAGAAUCCGUACGAGUGCUUUGAGUGUGGCAAGGUCUUCAAACACAGGUCAUACCUCAUGUGGCACCAGCAGACGCACACUGGGGAGAAGCCCUAUGAGUGCAGCGAGUGCGGCAAGGCCUUCUGUGAGAGCGCCGCCCUCAUUCACCACUACGUCAUCCACACUGGGGAGAAGCCCUUCGAGUGCCUCGAGUGCGGGAAGGCCUUCAACCACAGGUCCUACCUCAAGAGGCACCAGCGGAUUCACACCGGGGAGAAGCCCUAUGUGUGCAGUGAAUGUGGAAAGGCCUUUACUCACUGCUCUACUUUUAUCUUGCAUAAAAGGGCCCAUACUGGCGAGAAGCCCUUUGAGUGUAAAGAAUGUGGAAAAGCCUUUAGCAAUCGGGCAGAUCUCAUUCGGCACUUCAGCAUCCACACUGGGGAGAAGCCCUAUGAGUGCACCGAGUGUGGGAAGGCCUUUAACCGCAGGUCGGGCCUGACAAGGCACCAGCGGAUUCACAGUGGCGAGAAGCCCUACGAAUGCCUCGAGUGUGGGAAAACCUUCUGCUGGAGCACAAACCUUAUUCGACACUCCAUCAUCCACACUGGAGAAAAGCCCUAUGAGUGCAGUGAGUGUGGAAAGGCCUUCAGUCGCAGCUCCUCCCUCACUCAGCAUCAAAGGGUUCAUACUGGGCGAAACCCUGUCAGCGUGACAGAUGUGGGAAGACCCUUCCCAAGUGGGCAAACCUCAGUCAACCUUCAAGAACUUUUAUUGGGAAAAGAUUUUUUGAAUGUAACCACUGCGGAAAAUCUUUUGCCAGAGGAAACAUCUUACUCAGAAUCUGAUCAUUCAUACCAAAGAGAAACCCCACAAAUUUCUUCCCUGUAAGAAAACUUGUUUCAGAAUAUCAUUUGUCCUCUAGAGUCAUAUUGGAAAUUGACCCAGCCUAUAGCCUUAUUCUACAUCGGAGAUUUCAUCCAGAAGAGAGACUCAGUGGUUGUUAAUGCACUUGGGAAAACCUUCAGUUCCAUCUUUCUUCUUAGUUUACACUGCAGUGUUAUCUCAGGAAUAUUUUCUUAAAAAAAGAAGGGAGAGACUCAAAAUAGAAAGUGAACUGCAAAAAAAAGUUUCUUUUAGAUGUCCUUGCCAAGCUAUGGCACUUUGUCAUGGAUUCCCUAGUUUUCUUGGCAGGAGGAGAGUUUUUCUGUGGUAAAGGACCUAGACUGUAUGUGCUUGUAUAUACAUUAAUUGCUAUCCUGUGUAAGGAGAGUUAGGCAGGUCUGGAAACAUCCAUAGAACAUCUUUGUUCUAAAACCUUUUUUUUUUUUCCUGCACCUGAGGUAUACAGAAAUUCCCAGGUCAGGGAUCAAAUUCAAGUCACAGCAGUGACAUCGCCAGAUCCUUAACCACUGGGCCACCAAGCAACUCCCAUUUUCUUUAUUCUUAUGGACCUUAAUUUUUGUGAGAAAUACUGGUUUGAGCUAUCAAAAACAUUUACAUGUAAAGAGAUAAGAAUUCACAUAUGAAAGAACAUGUUCUCUUGCACCAGUUAGGACUGUUUCGUCUUUGAUUUUUAAAUGACAAACCUGUGGUCUUAAAGACCUAAUACUCAGACUUUUUACUGGUCCUGUACUAUUUUUGGUUUACUCAGUUGCUGUAAUUAUGUGGUAAACCUUUCAAUUGAGUAAAGUGAUUCCUCUCUCAUUAUUACUAUUUAAAAUUGAGGAGUUCCUGCUGUGGCAUGGUGGGUUAAAGAUCCAGCAUUGUCUCUGUGGCUUUGCAGGUUUGAUCCCCAGCAUGGUGCAGUGGGAUCCGGUGUUGCCACAUCUGUGGCAUAGGUGGCAACUGCAGCUCGGAUUCAUUCUCUUGAUAACUUCCAUAUGCCACAGGUGCAGCAAAAAAAACCCCAAAAACUGAUGUAGCACUCCUCGUUAUUUUAAUUUCCAUAUAAAGUUUUGGAUAAGCUUGUCUAUUUUUACCCCCCCCAAAAAACUUUUUUGAAUUUUGAUGGAAUUUGAGUUAAGUUGGCAGAUCAUUUUGUUGACAGUCAAUGUCUUUGCUGUUUUGAGUCUUCCAGUUUAUGAAUAUAUAUCUACAUUUAUUUAAUAUGGUUGAUUUAUUUCACUACUAUAAGUCUUAAUAAUAGGUCCUGUACAGUUUUGAAGAUUUGUAUAUAGAGGGUUUUUUUUUAAGUGAUUUUAAAUAGCACUGAUUUUUAAAAUUUUAAUGUCCACAGUCUUGUUAGAAGUGUAAUUUUGUUCAUGUUAUGUUGGUAUAUUGCAACCUUGCUGGACUGUAGCCAUUUCUUUUGAUAGAAUGCUUGGGAUUUUCAACAUUGAAAUACCAUCUGCAAAUAGAGAUAAUUUUUUUUUUCUUCCCAUCUGUCUACCUGUUGUUUCCUUUUCUUGUCUUAUUGCAGUGGCUAGGAUUUCCAGUAUGAUGUUGAAUAUUAAUAGUGAGCACAUA
This is a messenger RNA of Sus scrofa (pig), 5247 nucleotides long. RefSeq lists its product as uncharacterized. Gene Ontology annotation, cellular component: nucleus; nucleoplasm. Lineage: Eukaryota; Metazoa; Chordata; Mammalia; Artiodactyla; Suidae. The record is from RefSeq and is a predicted model, not a curated record. Gene Ontology annotation, molecular function: RNA polymerase II cis-regulatory region sequence-specific DNA binding; DNA-binding transcription repressor activity, RNA polymerase II-specific. Gene Ontology annotation, biological process: regulation of cytokine production; negative regulation of transcription by RNA polymerase II; regulation of immune system process.